Theileria equi strain WA is the source of this 2469-nucleotide messenger RNA. RefSeq lists its product as hypothetical. The record is from RefSeq and is a predicted model, not a curated record. Gene Ontology annotation, biological process: establishment of sister chromatid cohesion; nucleobase-containing compound metabolic process. The transcript has 7 exons. Bases 1 to 2469 code for a protein of 822 amino acids. NCBI's taxonomy places the organism in Eukaryota, Apicomplexa, Aconoidasida, Piroplasmida, Theileriidae. Gene Ontology annotation, cellular component: nucleus. Gene Ontology annotation, molecular function: ATP binding; DNA binding; hydrolase activity, acting on acid anhydrides, in phosphorus-containing anhydrides.
AUGACACACGGUAAUGAAGGAAGCAACUUGGACUUUAACCUCCCGUUUGAACCUUACAAACACCAACUACUCUUUAUGAAAGACGCCUACGAAUGCUUUGAUAAGUCUCGUUUCGGGCUCUUUGAGUCUCCAACUGGGUCUGGAAAAACAAUCGCAAUCUUGGCUGCAAUGAUCGCAUGGUUAAACAAGAAUAGAGUAAGGGGUCUAAUGAGAAAGCUGGACCCAAAUGAAUCGCAAAACGCAGAUCCUAGUAUACCAGAUUGGGUCAGGGAGAGUGCCAUGGCACAAAAAGAAAAGGAUGCUGAGGAUAUUAUCAAUGAAGAUGCAAGAGAAUUGGAAGAACUCCGGUCCAGGAUCGAAAACAAAUUUGACUUUUCGAGUGGUAGUAUAAAAUUUAAGGGAGCUUUUAAAAGACAAAGGCAUGAACUAGAAUUUGAAGACGAACAGGAUAUAAAUAUCGCCCAUCCUCGUCUUCAAGUUAUCAUCUGCAGCAGAACAUUUUCUCAACUAAAUCAAUAUGUCUCGGAGUUUCGUCGUCUAAAUUCAAAGUAUAAGCUUGGGAUUAUAGCUGGGCGUUUCCAGGUCUGCAUAAAUGAAAAGGUACGCAGAUGUAGCACUGCUGAGGAAUUAAAUGAAGAGUGUAGACGUACCUCGUGUGCGUACAGGAAGGAUGUCAAAGAACUUCGUGAAUCAAUACUUGCGUAUCCACUUGAUAUUGAAGAAGUGGUACAAAUUGGGAAGGAUAUGUAUGCAUGCCCCUACUAUGCAGGGGUAAAAAAUGUAGCCCAUAUGGAUAUAAUACUUGUUCCGUAUGUUUCUAUAUUGAACGAUUCUGUGCGAGAAAGUCUUGGAAUAGAUUUAAAAGGGAACAUUAUAGUUUUUGACGAGGGACACAAUCUUUCUGAUGCUAUUGAAGAGGCGCAGUCUGUUAGAAUAUCCCUUAAGGAGCUCCAGGAUCUUAAUAUGGAAUGCAAGGGAUAUCUUAAAAAGUUUGCAUCUACAAUCCAAAAGGACGAGACUGAGGUUCUGAGAUUGAUGAUAGAGAUGUUGAAUACCCUGGAAGGUCACGCAAAUAAACAAAAGACUGUAGAUAAUACACAUAACAAUAAUGAUGAAUUUGCUUCAUCAAAGGAACCUGACAGUUUAAUAGUGAAUAGUUCUCUGUCAAAACAUGAAAAAACCUCUGAAAAUUUCUCAAAUCCUAGACAGGGAUUGGGUGGCAAUUUUAACGGAAGAGGAAAUGUACGUUCAGAUUCCAAUUUAGAAAACUUGAAUACAACUUGCAUGACUAUUUCCUCAUUUAUUAUAGAAUUCGGUCUUCAAGAUAUAAAGUUUCAUACUAUUUUGGAUUUCUUGGCAUCCAGUGAUUUCACAAGGAGAUUCAGGGGAUAUGUCGAACGGCUAAAGCAUGCUGUUGAAAAGAAUUUAGAUAUUUCUAACAAGAAGGAUAACAUGAAAACAGUAUCCACAUUGGCAAUAUACACUUUGAGAGCAUUUAUACAAGCUCUGCUUUCAUCAAACUCGAACGACCGUGUCAUAAUUACAAGAACAGGUUGUAGCAUUGAAAUUGAAAUAUUCUCAUUAUUUGCCGGUAAAUUUUUAUCCUCAUACUCUCAUACAUUUACAGAUGAAAACUUCCACAAGACAGCAUCUCUAGUCUCCGAAGCGCACUCUGUUCUGGUAAUGAGCGGUACACUAUCACCUAUAGAGGAGUUUUUACGUUUAGUUCCACCAAACAUGAGUGCUUUAAUACAUACUAGCCCUCCAGUGUUUCCAUUAAAUCGUUUCUUUGCGUCAAUUAUAGACAGGGAUAAUGAUGGAAACGAACUCAAAUUCGACUACACCUCUAGAACCAGAGAUAUGGAGCUAACUUACCUGUGCAAACUCUUGGAUUUGAUUUCAUCCAUAGUUCCGAAUGGAAUCGUCUGUUUCUUUUCUAGCUAUAAAUUCCUGAAGCAAUUUCGCUCAUUUUUGGAAAAUUCAAGAUUCAGAAUAUCUAUAAUGAGCAGAAAAAGACUAUUCUUUGAAGAGCAAGGUCAUGGAUCAGUGUUUGACGAGUACAGUAAGACUGCCCUAGAAAGAGGUGCAAUUUUAUUUGGAGUAUUCGGAGGCAGACAAAGUGAAGGAGUAAAUUUCUCAGACGGACUCGCACGUCUGGUUCUUCUUGUUGGACUCCCAUAUCCUCCGGAUUCUAUUAAGUUGGCACUGAAGAGACAAGACACAGGGAAUCAUUCUGGUCCACCCCAUCUCGAUCGUACUUUGUUAUGUUACAAGAAUGUGAACCAGUGCAUAGGUAGAGCGAUGAGACACAGAAUGGACUUUGCUGCUGUACUCCUCCUCGACUCUCGUUACCGCGGCAAGGACGCCAAGUACCUCUCUGGUUAUGUCCAGGAGUCUCUUAGACAGAGGGCGGUUGGAGAUUUGGAAAGUGCUCUUGAGAGUUUUUACAGAACCUUCCAUGAUGAUUGA